GUGUCGUGUGCUGAGAUGAAUGUGUACCUACGAUCAACAAAUAGUACGAAAAAUGAAAUUAAAUCGUUUGUUAAUAGCGUCGGUAAGCGUUUUUUGAAUAAUUUAUUUAUUGUUUUAUACAUGUAUUGGCGAACGGUAGAUAAUUUUGCGAUUUAAUUUCUUUACACGUUAUCAUCUUCUUCUCCUUCGCCUUCAUCCCGGAAUCAUCGUGAAUCAAGUAGCUGCCAAGUAUAGAAUACUAAUUUUUUAGAAUCGCCCAUUUCCAAUUAUAAUAUAUAUUAAGUGUAUACUGAAUAUGUAUUAUAUACAUUAAGAUUCGUCAUCUAUAAUAUUUUUAAAUUACGUGGAUUAUAAUUUAGGUGUAUAAUAUAAUUAUAUAUUCUUUAAAUGUCUUGUUUUCUUUUGCAAAACUAGGUUAUUAUACUGAUGGUACAAUUAUACCGUGUGGAAGCCCAAAACGACGAAAAAAAGUUAUGCACUUCGUUUACGGAAUAUAUAAUUGAAAACGAUUUUAACAAGAACAGAAUUACACACUUUUUCAAUAAACAGCAAAAAGUUACUUGGCUCCAGAAAAAGACCGGAAAAAAACCACCCAAACCUUUUUUGGAAGAGACUCUACAUGAACAACUUGUUAAGUAUUAUAAAUCUCGAAAAUGCCGCCAACAAAUCAAAAGUUAUUCUGCAUUCAAUCAGUUUUACACUAAAGUUAAUCCAUAUAGAGAAGAAAUAAAGUGUGAUUGGAUCAGGCCUAAAUUACCAGAUACGUUAGACUACAUAUGCGAUCGUGGUAUUGGGCAAUAUUUAUUGCAACACGGAACUCUUGUGUACCACCAAUUUCUGGAAUAUUUAGCACGACUUCCGAAUACCAAGAAAGAAAAAAAGACUCCAAAAAAAGAAAAAAAAUAUUUGGUUAAAUAUAAAAAAUGGAUAGAAAAGACGUCGAAAAUGCGGGUUGUCGGAAAUAAGUUGAUGUUAUUAGGAGAACAAUAUAUCAAUGCAUACUACUAUAUAAUACAUUGCGAUAGAAUCGUACACGAUUAUAAUGCCUAUUAUGAUUUUUAUAUGGAAAAUUAUAAAAACAUUCAUCCAAGAAAAAAAAAUAAUUAUUAUCGCCAGAGUUGUGAUUUGUUCCGGCGGUUAAAGAAACCCGUUAGUCCAGUUACCAACUGAUUAAUCAUGGAGAAGAUAUUUUGGAUAGUUUAAAAAGGAAGAAGCUCUAAAAUUAGAUAAUUCUAAUCUAUAACUAUAGCUAUUAUUUAUUUUUACUUUUAUUUAUGAAGGAGGGGGGGGUGAAAAAAAUACUCAAUUUUGAUUUUUAUAUCGUAACAUAAAAAUUCGAUAAAUAGAUGUAGUGUUAAUUAAAAUACAUUUAAGUGUUUAAAAUUUUGAAUUUCUGUCAACCCGAUAACGAGGUGUUGGUUUAUCCAUUUUAAAUUAUAGGUAGGAGAAAAGUAACGCACAGCAAUCAUCGUUUACAUUAUGGUCUUGCGGCGCGCGGUGUUUGAAUUGUAAUCCACUAUUCUCCCUUUAACCAAUCUCAUAAGUGAAGUUUAGUAUCUCACCGAAGGUUUUUGCAGGAAUUAAAAUGUCGACUCCAAAUAUAUGUGCACAAAAUAUUAUAUUUUUUUUUUUUUGAACAAUUUAAUUGAAGUGAUUAGAUAUUAAUUCCAAUGUUAGGUAGGUACUGCGAAUUCCAGUGUGAGGUAAUUAUUAUUUAGAAGAAAAUAAACAUGUUUAAGCUUGUUUACACUUGACUUAUCGCUACCCUGGGUAUAUUCAAUUGUAGAACUUUAUGUAUAUAAUUCUAUGUAAAAUUGCAUGCACUUUAACUUGAGUUCAAUAUGUUGAUCUUGAGUUCGGCGGAUAACGAGUUGUACCUAUAAAAAAAAAACGGAGGGAAUAUAUUUGAAAAAUUUAUAAAACCGAUCAUUAUUUUUUUAUGUAUAUUGUAUAUACACAUAAAGUAUAUACAAUAUAUGUCAUACAUUAUAAUAUAGCAAAUAUAGG
Cinara cedri is the source of this 2007-nucleotide messenger RNA. The record is from the annotation of a GenBank genome assembly. NCBI's taxonomy places the organism in Eukaryota, Metazoa, Arthropoda, Insecta, Hemiptera, Aphididae.